Fulvia fulva is the source of this 2343-nucleotide messenger RNA. Its product is annotated as Conidiophore development regulator abaA. Gene Ontology annotation, biological process: regulation of transcription by RNA polymerase II. Lineage: Eukaryota; Fungi; Ascomycota; Dothideomycetes; Mycosphaerellales; Mycosphaerellaceae. Gene Ontology annotation, cellular component: transcription regulator complex. Gene Ontology annotation, molecular function: RNA polymerase II cis-regulatory region sequence-specific DNA binding; DNA-binding transcription factor activity, RNA polymerase II-specific. The transcript is spliced from 2 exons. The record is from RefSeq and is a predicted model, not a curated record. The coding region runs from base 1 to 2343 and encodes 780 amino acids.
AUGAUCCAACCGGCACGGGUACUGCCCUCGAAUGCGCCGCCUCUUGCCGAUACUGAGAAUAGUCACUCGUCAAGAGUGUUGCAGGAACACUCAGGCAACAGACAGCAUCACGACUAUUCUUAUGGCAACCCUUCUGAGCAGAAAUACCCAGCAUCACUACUGACGGAGAAUGUUUAUACUGGUCAGCAGAUCUCACAACCAUUGCAUCAUUAUCGACAGACGCCGCUGCAAAGGCACCACUAUCGACAUGGCCAUGGACGACACUACAUGGGCGGGGACGAUAUCACACGCAUCAAGAAGGCCGCCGCUAUUCUAUAUCAUCGCUUUCGAAACUCGGAACAGUACAUGAAGUAUCGUGGUCGACAGCACAAGGACGACAAGGGCAACCAAGGAGAACAGAAAUGGCCAGACCGUCUCGAGCUCGCGUUCUUUGAAGCUCUUGUCCGCUGGCCACCAAUGGGUCGUCGCAAGAUGAUGCACAAGGACAAGCAACGAGGCCGCAACGAGCUGAUUGCUGAUUACAUCGAAGAAGUGACGGGCGAAGCACGAACGAGGAAACAGGUGUCAAGUCACAUUCAGGUGUUGAAGCCAUUCGUCGAAGGCGAUCCCUUCAUCAUGAGGAUGCUAUCAAAGGAAGACCUCUGCGGACCUGGCGGCCAGCUGUACCGCGGCGGUGGAAGGGCGGCAUCUUAUCACCACGACACAAGACGGACGUCAACAUACCCUGGCAUGAUCCCGCACGCCCCCUCCGCAGCAGCCACAGUACCGAUCGACGCCCACAUGAUCCAGAAGGCCAAAUCGCUCCUCGAAGUCUUCGAACCACUAGAAUUCCAAAUGUUCGUCCAGCAAAAAUUCAAAGACGACAGUGUCAACCGCCUACACACCUACACCCAAUCCAUCUCCGACCCCAAACAACCCGACGACGAGCACCUCCCAGACUGGCACUCCCUCCAACGCUCCCCCCUCCUGGCCUCAAUCCACGCCGUCCGACCUCUAGACUGCAACGUCCUCCUCGCAGAAGCAUCCCUAGCCUUCCCCACCCGCAGCUUCAAAGGCGAAGACGGCAAAUCCCUCCCCGGCGUCGAACUGGGAAUCUCCUUCUUAUGCAACAGCCGCCACCUCCCCGUCGACGCCCACAUUACCUGCUCAACCAAUUUCUACCACAACAUGCGCCACCUCAAAGACCACAGCGGCCGUGCGCAGGUCCAGCUAACGGAGUCGUCCGAUCGGACAAGUGUGGAGACGCAGCUGAAAUUCGGUAGUAACUUUUGGGCCAAGACGCUCGCGACCCUCGCUGGGUCUGUAAACGCACCUGCCACGUCGUCCAGAGAUCCGAGACAGGAAGUACGGGAUCACAUAGCGGGCAUCACAGCGGCGCAGGAAGUCGCGGUGAGAACUGAGACGGGCCAUGAGCGUCUGCUCGUUAUCCACUGGAAAUUCCGACUUUCGAAUGCGGAGCGAGGGAGGGCUUAUUGGAGGCGUCUCAUCCUGCCGCAAUCCUCAUCGUCAUCCACGUCGUCAGAAGAAGAACAACAUUACGGGGAUCCUCGGCCCAAAACAAACCGCAAUGACUCCGUUUACGAUUACAGCCUUACCUACACUGAUCCCACUCCAUACGCCUCUGCCUCGACAUCUCAGCCUGCGUUGCAAUCACCCUUCGAAUACGACAGCACCUCCGGCAGUGGCUCAGCUCUCACAUCCGCUACCUGGCCCUCUAUGGACGAAACCAACACAGCACCCCACAGCGCCAUCGACGGCAACUUCCCCGACCACGCUUUCGACUUCGACGGUGGGAACAUCAACCUCUCCUACGACCCAACCUUGGAUUUCGGUAACUUCGACAGCACAGCCUUCGAUGUCACCGUUUCAGACUCCAUCCCAGGAACGACAGGCGCGGAAUUCGGCACCGACCCGGCAUUGGGAGAAUACUCUCAAACGAGUACUGUGCAGGAGUAUGGACAAGGAAGCCAGGAAUACUCUCAACCAGAAUUCUCCCAACCCGCCGCCGCCGACUACUCCCACACACAACCUCAGCCUCACACACAGCCAGGGUACACGCAAGACUUUACGCAGCCCUGGACCGACUCCUACACCACCACCUUCGACUCGCAACUCUCAGCCGGCGCCAGCUCCUACCCGAACGACGCGCACGACUCCGGCGUCUUCGAGGGCUACCACGCUGGCUAUGAUCCCACCUACCAACCCACCCUCGGCCCACCUGAAGGACAAGCCUACGGAGGCGCGGGACAGGACGCGGUGGUGAAGGAGGAGGGGGAUGGGGGCGAUUCGUUGAAUGCGUUGGCGGAUGUGGCUGGGUCGAGGUUUUUGGGUCAUGCGCAGUGA